AAGAAGAACAACACAAAGGAUUACAAAGUAAAUAAGCAUUGAUUUUAACUGGAUCAUAUACUUAACAGAAACUCGUCCUGCCAAAUCCUCACUCACUGUGUAGACGCCAACAACGGGACACUCUUUUAAUCAGGAAAACUCGUGGAUUUACUGUCAUGGCUGAGGUAAAGAUUCGUCGCUACCAUGAAGAUGAUGAUGAGGAUGUAAAGGAGAUUUUUACCCUGGGAAUGAGCGAGCAUAUCCCAUCCGCCUGCAUGCACGUCCUUAAACAGCCCUUAGCUCAGAUGUUUCUGGGAUGUGUUUUUUUAGCAUUACUGACCAGCGCAGAGUCCAUUCUUUUGCCUGUGUUAGCAGUCACCCUCAUUUUGGCUGCAGGCAGGCAGGGUAUAAACUACAUGUUCACACAGUACAUUCAGGUCUCGCUCAAAAGAGAUCUCAAUCAGAUACGACGGACCUACCUGGAGUCACCUGACUCCUGCUUCUGGGUAGCUGAGUUCCAAGGUCGUGUUGUGGGUAUAGUAGGAUGCCUACCUGCGGAGAAUGUCAGGAACGUCGGGAAGUUCUUGGAACUGAAAAGGAUGUCUGUUCGAAAGUCUCACCGGGGGCAGGGGAUUGCCAAAGCACUGUGCCGUAAAGUGGCAGAAUUUGCUCGUGAAUGUGGUUGUCGAGGAGUGUUGCUUUAUACUUCGGUGGUCCAGACAGAUGCACAGAAGCUCUAUGAGCAUUUGGGCUUCCAAAAAGUCAGAGAAUUUGAUGCGCCAGAGGCAAUUGCCAAGAUAACUAAUUUCACAUUGAUGGAGUACUGGCUUGACCUAAAACAGCAAGGUUACUGAAGUUAAGUCUUCACCAAGAUCGCAAUUUUCCAUGAUACAGGCAGUUUGUUUAAAACAGUAAUAUUGUAGGUCACUGAUGAGUACCUACCUCUGUCUACCUCUUUAAAAAAACAUCAGUCUUGGAAAUAAGAAAAAUAAAAUCAACAUUCUUAUGAGUAAAAAUAAAAUGUCCCAAUCUUGUUUAAGCACAACUUGAAGGAAAUUAAAAUGUUUAUCAUGCCAUUGCUUUUGUUAACUAUAAAGUUUUCAUUUGAGGGACAUGGACUUAGUCGGCUAAGAUUUAUUUAUAUUAUUCAUUAAUACAUAGCUUGUCCUCUUUCAUGGUUCAGUAAAUGUGAAAAACAAUGCAGUUUCCUGGAAAGUAUUUGGUAAAUGAGAGAUGUCUUGAAAAUAUCGAAAGGUGUUUCAACAUUAACUGUAUAUUAUGUGUAUUUUCCUCUGUGUAGCAUUACAGCAAAAACGUUUUUAUGGUCUGGAAAAGUCUUUACUAGCCAGUAUUGUCUGGCUUCAUUGAUUACAACAAAAGCUCCUAGGAAAAUAAAAUGUGUCGUCUCUGUAUCUACAACAUAUACUUAUUCCUCCAGUCCUAUGUAUUUCAACUUUCUCUUUAUGGAAAAGCUAAAUAAUCUGUUUUUAAUUUAUGGAAAAGAAUGAAAAAGUGUGAUUUUAACAUUGAAUGGACCAUUAGCAUGCAAUGCAACAUGCUUGUGAUUGUUUUAAUAACAAAAAUGCAGUUUGCCAAUAAAAUAAAUCAAUAAAGAAUUUUUAUAUCAACUUUA
Messenger RNA from Misgurnus anguillicaudatus (oriental weatherfish), 1612 nucleotides. It is a transcript of the gene nat8, whose product is annotated as N-acetyltransferase 8. The record is from RefSeq and is a predicted model, not a curated record. NCBI's taxonomy places the organism in Eukaryota, Metazoa, Chordata, Actinopteri, Cypriniformes, Cobitidae. Gene Ontology annotation, molecular function: N-acetyltransferase activity.